GCGCAGUCACACGCCAGUCGCGGGUUAGCAGGUCGGCUAGCUUAACAAGCGUCCGCAGCGCGAGCCUGUCGUUCUUCAGUCCGAGCUGCGCGUGAGCUGCAAUAUGUUCAGAGCCGCCCUUCGACUCUCAGUCUCCGGUGCUCGGAGUUUAACAAGGUCACGGCCACAAUAUACAGCUUCAGUAGCUGCUCGUUCUUAUUCCCAUGGCAAACAGGAGACAGAUGAAGAGUUUGAUGCCCGCUGGGUCACUUACUUCAGUAAGCCAGACAUUGAUGCUUGGGAGCUGAGGAAAGGAAUGAACACUUUGAUCGGUUAUGACUUGGUACCUGAGCCAAAGAUCCUGGAGGCAGCCCUGAGAGCAUGUCGGAGGCUAAACGAUUUGGCCAGUGCCAUCCGCAUCCUUGAGGCAGUCAAGGACAAAGCUGGCCCACACAAAGAAAUCUACCCCUACGUUCUUCAAGAGCUGCGGCCUGCCCUCAAUGAGCUUGGUAUCCCUACACCUGAGGAGCUUGACAUUGACAAAGCAUAGAUGUCUGCGAUUGUGGUGAGUAUCA
Molecule: messenger RNA, 554 nt
Organism: Sinocyclocheilus grahami
Lineage: Eukaryota; Metazoa; Chordata; Actinopteri; Cypriniformes; Cyprinidae
Product: cytochrome c oxidase subunit 5A, mitochondrial-like
Exons: 4
Coding region: 104-529 (141 amino acids)
Biological process (GO): mitochondrial electron transport, cytochrome c to oxygen
Cellular component (GO): mitochondrial inner membrane; respiratory chain complex IV
Source: RefSeq, a predicted model, not a curated record